This is a messenger RNA of Porites lobata, 6064 nucleotides long. Lineage: Eukaryota; Metazoa; Cnidaria; Anthozoa; Scleractinia; Poritidae. The record is from the annotation of a GenBank genome assembly.
GGGACAUUCAAGCAUGCUCAUCAGAUAAGUUAUCUUUGCCUCUCCCUGUUCUUUAACUCCAGUGGCUAUCACUCUAUACCUUGUCACGGAAGAAAAACAUUUUUAUUCCAGAACGUAUACGUAAUAUACAUUUAUAUGCAGGAAAGUAAACAUCACCGUCUCUGUCAAACACGCACUUCCAGACGCUUAUAAAUAAAAAGGGUAAUUGUUUGUUUGCUGAAAAAGGGCAAAACACAACAAACCCGAACAAAAGGUUUGUGUACGUAUAAUAAUAAACAAUCCACCACUGGUCUAUUAUGUUUAUCUAUCAAAAUUGCAUGGUUGAUUGCCCUUUUAAGCUGCGGGUAUGUAAAGCUCAAAGAAUUUUAAGAAUAUCACAAAAACAAUCUGACUGAGAGCACGGUUGAGUCAGUACUAAAAAUUAUCUGUUAGCUGAUUUAUGAACAGACGUUCACCUUUGGUAGGUUUUUGUUGACGCAUAGCUUUUUAAACAUGAGUGCAAGUGAGCAGUUUAUACAGGCGAUCCAAACUGGAGACUUGAUGUACAUCGAAAAGCAUCUUAACAGACCCGUAAGUGUAGGAUCCCGUUUGUUUGGUAGCUAUACAGUUCAAUAAUGUGUGGUCUGGCUUCAUGCCGUCUUUGUCUACUUGUUUAAGAAACUAAAUAUUAAUAGUAGUUUUGUCAUUAAAGAGAGCAAAUGUUUUGAUAACCCAUGACUGGUUCCUCCAUGAGGACUAAACUAGAAGUACUGAUUACAGAUUUGGGCGCGUUUUCGUUGCAGUGUCAUGGUCAUAAGUGCGGUUCAUGCAAGGCUUUUUAUGAAAGACGACUUACUCAAGAAUAACGGAUAUAAUGAAAAAAUAACGAAAUUAUCAUUUUUUUUGUUAUUUUAAGUUCUCACCAUGUUUAAAGCUCCAUUUAUUCAUAUUUCAUAUUAAUGUUCAUUAAACUACCAUACUCAGAAUGUAGGGGGUCCUUAGAAUGAUUACGUGAUUACGUUUGAAGAAAAUAUCAAGGUGAUCUUGUUCCAACCAGAAAAUCUGUCAUUAGUGCUCGUUCCCUCGAGAUCAGUUUCCGAAAAAAAAAAAAUGUAGGUUCACAACUAUCGGCGCGUUUGUGAUAACUUACAACUGUAGCAUGCCUGUUACUUCUUAGUCUCCUUCGCAGCCGUUAUUAGGGUCGUCACUCGUCACGCAACGCUCCUCCCCACUACCGUUGCGUGACGAGUGACGACCCUAAUAACGGCUGCGAAGGAGACUAGUUACUUCUGUGACAGAAGUUGAUGGGUGGGCAGAGUUGAUUUCCUGUCGACUUUUUUGCCCUUUUUUCUAUAUCUAAUUCUUUCCUUUACAGAUCAAGACUGUUUCCGUCUUCCUCAAAAAGGUCAUUUUCAAACCCUUUGGAUCUUUUGAAAGGUCCUCUCAGCCAAUUUUAAAAGGGAUGCGCUCGUAUUACCUACUCGGGUUUCAGAGCUUUACUUUAGAAAGCAUUUGUGCCUCUCUCUACAGAUGGUCCUGUGCAUGAAGUUAGGUGCAAUGAGUUGAAUUAAAUGAGGAGUAAAGAGUAAACCUCUUACACCUAAUCCUUCCGUAGUUUAAAAGAGAAAACCCGAGCACGAAUACAUAUGGUCUUAAACAGGUAAAAUUCCCGAAUGAAGUGAAAAUAAUGUUACGGACCGUGCAAUAAUUAUCAUGAGGGAGGGGUGGGGGGGCUGAAAAAACCAGAUGGGGGGAAUUAAGUAAAAAUAAUGUCAAGACGAGUGGAGGGGGCUGAAAUUGAAAUUACUCUUAUAACAGGGGGGCCCUAAGUUUCAUUAUAUGUCAAGUACCUUUGCAUUAAAUUGCAACAAGAUUCUACAUGCAUUGUAAAACAGGAAAUGUACUAUACUUUCAUUGAUGCUCAAUGUUCUUAGAAAAUGUGAAGUUUAUAUCAAAAAAAUGUCAUCACAUUUUAGACAUGUUACCAGAUUUUCCUUGCAAAAUAAUUGAUUUGUGUCAUAAAAUUUCUAUAAUCCUAGUAUCCAUUACAAGGCCAAAUUCAACUAAAAACAUGACUUGUCCCUAAAAAACCAUUUGUACUUAGAUACUGUCCUUUAAGACAGUUGUAAGUUCAUUCACCCUCAGGUGCAGAAGUCCCAGACAAUCUCCUGACCUCCCUGAGCGAAGCAGUUUGCUCUGCAAAGGUCGCAAGCAAGCAGGGUUUCACAAUCAACUGUUUCCAGUUGGGGAAAACCAGAUAUGUCGGGCUCAAAGUCCUCUUCAAGGGUAACUCCUUCCUUCUCUGCUCUCUCAUUUUUCUUGCUUCAGAUGUUGUGGACUUGGUGCCAAUUUGAUAUGACGCCUUAUAUUCAGCCGUCACUCUGUCCAAGUCCUCAACAAGAUGUAACACAUCCUUUUCACAGUGCCAGAUUUGAUAUAAUGUCGUUUGACUUUCUCAUUGUUGAAAUUGUGAAGGAAAUUUAGGCCAGUCUUAAGUUUGCCACUCUCCGUAAAUAGGCUGUCAUCAUGGCUAGUUAUGUUAUACCUGUGAUGGCAUGAAGCUUAUCCAAGGCGCGAUUUGCCUCCCUCUUGCAUGGCCUUAUGUUGCGGUCAUCAUGGGGCUUUGGCUUGUACUCUUCUCGGAGAGACCUUCCAGCACAAGCAGGGUUGUCCGACAACAAAUAGAGAAGACGGUUUUCAAGCUUUUCAACCUCUAUUACAUUAUAUUUCGGGAUGUGUGGGAUGAUCGAAUGGAGUCAAAAGGGGGUCCAGCAAAACCCAAAAAAUCCCUGGAUUAAAAAUUAUCAAAGAGAUCAUUUUGGCCCUUAAAAGGGGGCUGAACAUUAAUUCUCCGUUUGUUUGCGAACGCAGGGGAGGGCACUACCGAUUCUUUUUAAUACCCCACUCAAACAUACCCAAAUAAAUUUCCCAAAUUUUGAAAUCAUUUUCAGCACCGAUCAUUCUUGAUGAUUAUUGCACAGUCCCUCACCAGGCACUGACUGCGUGGUGUUUUUUGCUCUGAUUGGACGGCAACGUUCCUGACCACACCGAAUGAAUCGCCCAUUUUAUUACCUUUACAUAAAAUAGAUACUUGCGCGUUACAAAUUGAAAUGUUAUUGUUAUUUUUAUCAUGCUAAUCUACACAACAGACAUUACUAGGGGCACUCAGGCGGGUUUUGGCUCGCUUCGCGCCGGCGCCCCCAAAUCUGCGCCUAAGUACUCGCAAUAUCACCUCUUUUAGCAGGCUAAAUGAAUGCAUUAGAAGUCAGAAGAGUAAAAGAAAGGAGCUCCUUAUUCCAUUUUUUACCGAUCUAGUAAACGAGUCAGUCAGCUUUAUCCCUCCGGGUAUUGAACUUGUAUUUUCGGGGUUUUUUUUGUGUGUGUUUUUGUAGGGAACCGAGAUAAACUGCGAAGUAAAACAUGGACGAAACGCUCUCCAUUAUGCAGCUGAUGCCGGGAAGGUUCCAAUUUGUAGGUUUCUGUUACAAAGGAUGGCCAUCAUUGACGUAAGUUUCAUGCUAUUUUAGUAAUUACAGUCUGAAGGUCACUGCUAGCAGAGGCCUCUUUUCGCCGAACUCCUGGGAAAAAAGGCCUCUCCUCCGCCCCCCGCCCCCAGCUGGGAAAGUCUGAAAGGGCGGAGGUCACCUAUCUGGAGGUGAAAAUUACAGUUCGAAGAACUUGAACGACUAAGAUGUUUUGAGUCCUAAAAUUAAAGACAUCUUGAUUGUUCAAGUCCUUCUGGCUGUAGCAGCCACAGCCAGGAAAACCGGAAUCACGAUGUCCCUCCAUCGUCGAACGCGAUAAAAUAAAAAAAAUAAGGAGUUGUGGUUUGUUUUCAGACAGGUUCGCUAGGUGACAAACUUGAAGGGCUCAAAGCAUGGAUCGUUCCGGCUGUCAAUGACAUUUGAAUUACUGAGUUACAAAAGAACAACGGAAUACUUUGAAUAAAUCGGUGAUAACAUAACACUAGAGCAGAAGGAAUGUCUGGAAAUGUCAGACUUGCAGUAACUUUGUCCGUUUGAAAAACUAAGUACAGACGCGAAUUAAAUGCCAAAAACAAUACCAAGAAACUAAGCAAGGUUUUUGCAAAAACCUUCCAGCAAGUCUGCGCAAAAGCGGGCGAACAACCUAAUCACACGCACUAAAAAAACUGCAAAGACGGAGACUUCAGGAACUCUUUCACACUAAACCUAGAAUGAAAAUUGCCAUUUUUGUCCUUCGUACAGUAUCAAGAUAACGAUGGUAUGACUCCCCUGAUGGCAGCUGUUGAUAAGGAUCACCUUGGAACUGUAGAUUUUCUACUAAAAGAAGUAAGUACUUAAGCUGAAUUCCCUUUAUAGUUUGAAUAAAGUCAGUUAAGUCCGAACGUUCCUGGCCUUCAUCUCCUUUAUUCGCACUUCUCUGCUUCCUACCGUAUUCACGGCAAAACAGCAAAACAGCAGGUAAUAGGGGCCUUAAGAAACGAGAAUGUUGACGUCCCUGACGUCAAAAAUGGCAACUGGGAGUUGAUAUUCUCCCUCUUUCAGUGCUCUGUCUCGAUAAAUUCGUACAGCGGGAGUUAAAACAAAGGCAUUCAGAUUCGUUGUGUGAGACAGAAGCUCCGCGCGCGAGACAUCGAACAAUCGAGAUCUCGAACUCCGGGUUGUUCCGCCGACACCACUGAAAAGAGCGCCUUAAAAUUUGUAACACUUUCCAAUUUGAAAGUUUGAUGUCUCAAGCCAGUGAAGAUAUAUAAUGCCUCAAAGUUUGCAGACGUUUGUACGGGGUUGGGGGCAAAUUAAGUUUGUGCCCUCCACCAAAAAAAAAACGUCCGUAAAAUUUCCGUCGCCACUUUGAGGAGCUAAAACUUCGUUAGUUUUCACCAAAUCCCUUUCAAACUUGGCAAUUUUACUAACUUUAAGACGCUAUUUCCAGUGGUGUCAAAGGAUUUUCCCUAUUAACUUGUCAAAGUCAAAAGUUGUAAAAAACCUUGGAAAGGUCUAUUCGUAUCAUUUAGUUACACAACUUGCCCUUGCUAUAAAAAGUCCUUGUUUUCAGUUGGGCGUAGAGGUUCCAAGACCUUCAAUAAAUGUAUUGAUGUUCUGGAUCAAUUUAGGUUUUUGGGAAAAUGCCUACCUACUCCUCCCUUAAGCCAACAUUAACACUUACUUCUCGUUUAGGGCACAAUGUUGGCUUUGAGGAGGAGUAGGUGGGCAGUUUCCAGAAACCUAAAUUAAUCCUAUGUUCUCUCUUUUUUACAUUUGUUGCCACUAGGGAGCUGAUCCAUAUGUCGAAGAUGAGUCAGGAAAAACUGUUUUUGACAUUGCAGAGGAAAAGGAUUUAACCAAGAUUCAGGCGCUCUUAGACAAAUACAAAAAGAAGUAAUCAACCGAUCGCUUCUGAUUGAUUCGAUUGUUACGUUAAAUAGACGGGUUUCACAUUUAUGCGGAGAAAUAAUGAAUCUGCAUUUUAAAGGCCAAGGUAGAUAGCACUGAAGAAGUACGAAGUGUUUUUUAGUAUUCUUUUAUCUUUGUUUAAAUGCCCAGAGACCAUGCACGACUUCUUGUUCUACACAUAAUUGUGAAACUAGGGGGCUGUUUACAUGGAGGGAGGAAGAUUCUAAGAAAAGGCGGAUCAUGUAAGCGCCAUAUGUUUUCCGUAUUCAGUUUAGAUGCAAAACGUUGUCGUUCCGCCUUCUAGGAUAUCACGGAUCUUCCUGUUGCUAUGAUCUUCCUCCCUCCACGUAAACUGCCUCAAGGUUACAAGUCGUUUUGAGCUCAGUAUCAGUGUUUUAGAUAUUUGUUUUUUGUCUGUCAGUACAUUUAAUAUUCCUACUAGGAUUUCAAACUUCCAGUCAAGCAAGUUGCCCGCGUCAAAAUUCCAUAAAAAAACUGAAAAUUUCCGCAGUCCACAUGGUUUCAACUAAAAGAACUUUCGUGUUCAACGGUUGAUUUGAAUGGCCACUCUACAGAAUUUUUAUCUCAGAAUCUAAAUUGACAUAAACCAAGAUUGGUUAGAAUUUUGUCAUUGUUUAUUUGAAAAAGACAACUCUCCAAGGAGACGUAAUUUUUUUUAUUCUAUUCUUUGCUCGUUAAUUACCGCUGGG